UGUUAAUCACGCAAGGGAACAGAGAAGAGGGAGAGAGAGAGGGAAUAUCCAAAAGGAUAUGACAAUGGAGGUGACCGAAUAUUCUUUUACGCGGAGAUUCCAUCUUGUAGUUUAGGUUGGCUAUAGUUAUGAAUCUUCGUCAUCCCUCCUUUUCUUCUUCAAUCCUCCAUUCUCGUCAUUUUCCAUAUAAACCCAUCUCUUCCUCCUCCAAAACCUCACCACCCACACCAUCAUUAUUCUCUAAAGUCUCACUAUUCUUCAAUAACCGACAAAAAAUGGCUCUUAAAGCUGUUCAUGUUUCCGAUGUUCCUAAUCUUGAUCAUGUUCCUGAUAAUGCCUCUCUUUCUCUUUACUCUUCCACCACCCGCUGCUCCUCCAAAGUUAAAACGGUGCCGUGUAAGGCAUCCGAGUUUAUGGUUGUUGGACACAGAGGAAGCGGAAUGAAUAUAUUGACUUCAAAUGAUCAGAGAAUGAAAGCAAUUAAAGAAAACUCUAUUUUGUCUUUCAAUUCUGCUGCUACUUUCCCUAUUGAUUUCAUCGAAUUCGAUGUUCAGGUGACCAAAGAUGGCUGCCCUAUCAUUUUCCAUGACAACUUCAUACUCUCGGAAGAUAAUGGCACUAUUUUUGAGAAGAGAGUUACAGAGCUAUGCUUAUCUGAGUUUCUCUGCUAUGGUCCCCAAAAAGAAGCAGGGCAGAUGGGGAAAUCCUUGCUAAGGAAAACAAAAGAUGGGAAAAUUGUGAAUUGGAAUGUAGAGAAAGAUGACUGUGUUUGCACUUUGAAAGAUGCUUUUCAACAAGUGGACCCUUCUUUGGGCUUCAAUGUAGAAUUAAAAUUUGAUGAUCAUAUUGUUUACCAACAGGAUUAUCUCAACUAUGUUCUUCAAGCCAUCUUGCAGGUGGUGUUUGAGUAUGGUCUUGAUAGACCCAUUAUCUUCUCAUCUUUCCAACCUGAUGCAGCACUGCUCGUUAGACAACUGCAGUGUACCUACCCUGUUUACUUUUUGACGAAUGGGGGAACUGAGAUUUUCUAUGACACAAGGAGGAAUUCUUUAGAGGAGGCUAUAAAGGUGUGCUUGGAGGGUGGUUUGCAUGGGAUUGUAUCUGAGGUCAAAGGGAUUUUCAGGAAUCCCGGGGCAGUGGCUAAAAUUAAGGAGGCCAAGCUUUCUCUUCUGACAUAUGGGAAAUUGAAUAAUGUGUCCGAAGCUGUGUACAUGCAACAUUUGAUGGGUAUAGACGGAGUGAUAGUUGAUCUAGUUAAAGAGAUUACGGAGGCUGUAUCUGAUAUGAUAAAGCCAGCUAAGGUGGACGACGAGGAGAGCAACUUAGCUGAAAAGGACAGUGAGAUGGAAAUGAAGUCAAUUCCCCAGUUCUCCCAGAAGGAGCUCUCGUUUCUUUUGAAGCUUAUUCCACAACUGAUACAGGAGUGAUGAUACAAAAGAACAUGUUUGUUUGCUAAAGUUCCUCAAUUCUUUUUGGCCCCCUUCUCUGUUGUGGCUUAUCUUGUAUAUAUUGUAAUCCCUUGGUGGGGACCGGGCAUACAUAUGUCGCACGAAGGCAAAAGAAAGAGUCAGCAUGUCUGUAGUAUCAAAUCGAGAUUAAUGAUAGUUUCGGUGCUUUCUCUUGAAACAAUUUUAAAUUCAAGAGUGUCA
Messenger RNA from Ricinus communis (castor bean), 1649 nucleotides. Its product is annotated as glycerophosphodiester phosphodiesterase GDPD1, chloroplastic. Gene Ontology annotation, biological process: glycerophospholipid catabolic process. Gene Ontology annotation, molecular function: phosphoric diester hydrolase activity. The transcript has 7 exons. The record is from RefSeq and is a predicted model, not a curated record. Lineage: Eukaryota; Viridiplantae; Streptophyta; Magnoliopsida; Malpighiales; Euphorbiaceae. The coding region runs from base 129 to 1427 and encodes 432 amino acids.